Xyrichtys novacula (pearly razorfish) is the source of this 7449-nucleotide messenger RNA. The record is from the annotation of a GenBank genome assembly. NCBI's taxonomy places the organism in Eukaryota, Metazoa, Chordata, Actinopteri, Labriformes, Labridae.
GCACUGAUCUCGUUUAUUGAUACAUGGAUGCCGUUACUUCGGAAGGUAAGAUGCGCCAGCUAACAUCGCAGUUAUUCCCUCUUUCAUGAGGAAAAGACAUUUUUUCUUUUCACUGUAAUAGAAAUGUUCGUUAUUUUGGCACCUUUUAGUGUAGCUGCGGGUGGUGAUAUAUUAAAGCACUUUAACUGUAUAAUGUGAUACAUCCGCAUUCUUCUUCGGUGGGCUAACUGCUAACCGCUAGGACUGUUCAUCUGUUUUUAGACCCUGUUUUAGGAGCACUUUAAGGGAAAAUGUCGAAGGUAUCCUCAUUUUCAGAGCAGUGUCGGGUCUGAGGAAUAAUGGUAGACAACACAAACGUGUGUGCUCAGCCAUGGUCGGCUAACUUAGCUCGGUGUACCAAACUAACGUCAGCCCUCAGGGUUUAUAGAGGACCAGGGGAACUUUAACUAGCUCCAGAUAUUAGACCCUAACUUUCACAAAAUUUAUAAAAGAGAGAUCUGACAACAACAAUGCAACAACGACGAGUUAUACUUGAUAUACCUGCAAAUGUAUAUUUUUAUCCACACGUAUUCAGACAGCAUCAAAUACACGAGAAACUCUGCUGCUAUCGGUGUCUUUCGACAAGGACUGCUGGUUAUCAUUAAAGGUCACUGGUCUGUAAACCUGGAUUAAGUGUCUUUUAGGAGUUAUUUUUAUCUUGUUUUAUAAUUUGUUUAUUGGUUGUGUUCUCAAUUGUGCCAAAACGACGAGCCACCAUUGCACUGUGAAAAAACCUGGACAGUGUAAUGAAAUACCCAAGACAGCAGCUCUACCUUAAAAUAAAGUCUUAGAAAUGACAUACUUUUUCAAUUUUUGUUGACAUGGUCUCUUUGAGUUAAUUGUUGAAUUUGAAGUGGCUUCCUGGAGUGCAUUAUAUUGAAAGGUGGCGUAUACUAUUCUGCCCCCCUCCAUAAUUGAGAAUGCCGCAGAUAAGAUAUCACCUUUCACUAUGACUCACUCCAAUAAUAAAUUACAAUAAUCACCUGCCCAAUUAUGUCAACAUAUAGCCAUGUCAACAAAUAAAAUUUUAGAAUCUAUCUGAAAGUACAGCGUAUACAAGACUUGUUGUAUUGGAGUGCAUUACAUUGCCUAGUAGCCCCAUCAAUAUGUAGUAAACUUUCAUACAUGAGCUGGAUAUGUCUCACCGUUCACUGGCAUUUAAAGGCCAUGUAGUCCUUUAUCGCCUUUUGUAUCAUAUUUGAUACUUUUAUGAUACCUCUAUCAAAUCAAUAUGAUCAAUAAAUCACUAAAAAAAAAACCCACCUGAAUACAGUCCAAUAAAUGAUAAACAUGUCCUCUUGUUGUUUAUCAGUUUCCAAAAAAAUCUAAUGUAUCAAACAAGAUAAAUAAAUAUAUCUGUUAAAUUUUAAGGACUUUUUGAUUAUUAUUAUUUUUUUUUGGUUUUCAGUAGUAAGUGAAAUAAACAUUUCAGCUCCAAAAGAAUUUUGAAUUUUCUUGCCAUAAUUUGUGGUUUCAGGCAUUAAAGUGUUAAAAUCUGAUUAGUAUAUAAAUUUGUGGUCAAAAACCAAAGCUCUUCCAUGUUUGAUCAAUUAAAAGCAUGAGUAAAGAGGAGUGAAACCAAGCAGUUCUGCAAUGUGACACUACAGUUUGUGAGAAAGGCACAGAAAAAGAUAGGUGUGUCAUUGUUGGGUGUAAGAUGACCUUUCAGGAAGUCCUUUCAAAUGUGUGUGACAGAAUAAAUGGCUCUGGACACUUAAGUAAAGGCAAGAGAUACAUGAAAAGAAGAAACUUGAUGACUGUCAUGGUCUGUUGCUUGUCAUUGGAGUGUUUACAGAAUGGGGCGUGGCAGUAUGAUGUUAAUAAACCUUUUGCAAAUAUGCCAAUACUUGUAUAAGGCUGUAACAUUGUUUCCUCUCUCUCUCUUGAUCUCAACCAGCUGUUGGAGAGCAGAAGAUGUUGCCAACACCUCUUGAAACAGGAUUUUGAGGGUUCAACGAUGGAUUUUCACCAAUAAGUUUCAUAUUUAACAGUGUUUUAGUCACUGCAUGCAAUGGGAUGUUUCCUGACGAUGGGAUGAUUAGUUGGUGAAACUGUUGAUGUUGGUAUUUUGGCUGUAAUGUCCCGCAAGGAGGAAAUAUUGUAAACAUCAACCAACAGGAGCUACAGUUUCCAUACUCUCUGUGUCAGACCAGAGCACUCAGACAGCCAUGGGCUUGUGCUCACCUGUGUUCAAGAUUUUGCGGAGAGGAAAGUAUUUUAUACUGAUCCUUGUCUCGCUGUCAGUGCUGGCUUGGAUUGCGACAUUUUCAGGGGAAACACUUAAAUUUGGUCAGAAUGCCUUGACCACAAAACAGACUCCUGUCCACGGGGACAGCCUGAGGGACCAACUUCAUUCUUCGAAGACAGCUGCACCUCAGAACCUCAACACUCCAACACCCAAAGUCAAAUGCCCAGAGGAGUCACCUUUGCUAAGUAAGUUUUCACAGAAAUUACAAAGGGGGUCAACUGGAAAAGAAUUUGUGAAUGUUAAAAUUCAUUAAUUUAUUUCCUCAACACUGACUCCUUCAGUCUCUUAAAACUCACAGCUAAAGGGCUGUUUAAAUCCAGUUUCUAUCAGGACUGUACUACAUUAUCGAAGUAUCUUUAAAUUGUUCUUUUCAAGUGCAAUUUGUUUCUAUUUUAUACACGUUAAAUAAAGCAGGAAAAAAGUUUUAUAAUCUAAAUACAUUUUGUCAUUUGAAUCUCCUUUUUGCUGGUGAAUUAUCUGCCUACUUUGCUAAGUAAGUUUUCACAGAAAUUACAAAGGGGGUCAACUGGAAAAGGAUUUGUGAAUGUUUAUAUCCAUUAAUUCAUUUCCUCAACACUGACUCCUUCAGUCUCUUAAAAACUCACAGCUAAAGGGCUGUUUAAGUCCAGUUUCUAUCAGGACUGUACUACAUUAUCGAAGUAUCUUUAUAUCGUUCUUUUCAAGUGCAAUAUGUUUCUAUUUUAUACAAGUUAAAUAAAGCAGGGAAAAAGUUUUAUAAUCUAAAUACAUUUUGUCAUUUAAAUCUCUUUUUUGCUGGUGAAUUAUCUGCCUACUGUGUUACAAACAGCACUCAUGGCUCAGCUCAUUUGUUGAUAUCUGACUCUUCUGUAGAGGGAGCCAUGAAGCUGUCCUUUGAGUCCUCUCUGAAACUGGAGGAUGUGGAGAGCGACAACACAAGAGUGUCAAAGGGCGAGUAUGAGCCUGCAGACUGCACAGCAAGGCAGAGCGUGGCAAUCCUUAUCCCUCACCGCAGCAGAGAGAAACACCUCCUCUACCUCUUGCACCACCUGCACCCAUUUCUGCAGAGGCAGCAGCUGCAUUAUGCCAUUUAUGUUAUACAGCAGGUAGUGCACAGUUCAAUGUCGCAUAAUUUUCAUUUUAAGUUUUAGGCUUUAUUCUGGUAGAGUGGUGAGCAUUAGUAACCAUUUUGUAUUUAAAAUUGACAUCAUUUGGAAACGGUCUCUGAAAUCAUUUCCUGUUAAGUCCUGUCAUUCUGAAAGAAAAAAAUACAAAUUAGGAGGUUUUUUCUUCUUAACUGUCUUUUCUUUUUUUUCCUAAGGCUGGUGAUGCAACUUUUAACCGUGCCAAGUUACUAAAUGUCGGGUACUUGGAGGCGUUGAAGGACUACAGUUGGGAGUGCUUCAUUUUUCAUGACGUGGACCUGGUUCCUGAAAAUGAUCAUAAUUUAUAUGUCUGUGACAACCAGCCCAAACACUUAGUGGUUGGUCGAAAUGCAACUGGAUACAAGUAAGUUUCUGAGUUUGAGUUACUUAUGAGAGUGGUGAGACUUUUUAUCAACCUUGUAAAUUAACAUUGAAGUACUAGUGAACAGAGGAUUACUCAGGCUUGCCACAUCAGUUGUAAGUUUAUGAUAGAUCUUUUGAACUGAAGUGUAAUCUCAUUUUUCAUAUUCUUCCAGGUUGCGAUACAAAGGCUACUUUGGAGGAGUCACAGCUAUGACCAAAGAGCAGUUCCUUAAAGUGAAUGGAUUCUCAAACACUUACUGGGGUUGGGGUGGAGAAGAUGAUGACCUUCGCAUCAGGUGGGAGAGUGGGAGUGUAAACAGUCAUAAACAAAAACCUCGUUCCCCUUCAUCACGUCUAAAACACAUGAGGUAUAUGUUCCUGUCUUUAUGAAUUGAUAAAUGUGGUUUUUGCUGUCUUGAGCAGGGUUGAGCUGCAGAAAAUGAAAAUUACGCGGCCGCCAGCUGACAUUGCUCGGUAUACCAUGGUGUUCCACAAAAGGGACAGUGGCAAUCAAAUUAACAAAGACAGGUCAGUAUAUGCUGAAUUGACAGUUCUGUAUAAAGCUCUUCAGCUUAUUGAGAAAUGAUAAGAAUACACUCUGAUUUGUAUUGCAAAAUUAUUUUCUUAAAUCAUCUUUUUUGUUUGUCAGGAUGAGGUUGUUGGGACGAACGCCACAGGUAUGGAGAAAGGAUGGACUUAACAGCUGCUCUUAUAAAACUCUGUCAACACAGAAGCUGCCUCUUUAUGUGAAUGUAACUGUGGACAUUGGCAAGCCAUAGAGUUCGGAUUUCAAAAAGUAAGCCAAGCUGUGACCAAAAAAACAUUUUGAUAUAUUUUAUAUAGUAUGUUUGGGAGACUUGAGUGUGGAAAAGCUACUACAUGUGUUUAAGACACCAUGUUAAGCACACAAAAUGCACAUUGGCUCUGUUGAUUUAAGCAAAGCUCAGUUGGCACUACAUUUUUGCACAUUAUUUUUCCAUAUCUUGUUGCCUUUAUUUCUUUGUGUUGCUGACAGGUUGCUUUAACAAAUCAUCUAUAAAGAAGUGCAUGUUGCUGUCCUGUAAAUAUUCUUCAUACUUAAAUGUAUGGGUUAAAAAUCCAACUCUUAUAUUUCAUUUUAUUUAAAAAUAUGCCUUAUUAUUUGCUGGAAUUACACAAGUUGGCUUUGAAAUUGCAGAUUCUUGUGGAAAAUGUGCAUUUUGUGUGCUUCAGUGUGUGGAUGCGUUGACCACAGACACAGGAGUUGCCACUUAUUUUGCAUAAUUAAACCUCAGGUCUGCAGGAGCUACAGACUGAGAUCAAUUGACUGAUAAACAACAUCUCACACUACUAUUACACUUGUUCCAGACAGGACUUUAAGUAAAUAGUAAUGAACACUAUUUGAUUAUCUUAAUUUUGACCUUAUAAGCCUGAUAAGCUAGAUAACUGAGACCAUGUCUGUAUGUGUGCAAAGUCUUUAAACUUGAACUAAUGGGGAGUGAUUAGUUCAAGUUAGCAGCUUAGUAGAGCGUUUUAUUGACAUAGAUAAUAAUAAAUUGUAGACAACGGGCAGUCAUGUGUAACACAAACUGACUUGAUCUGAAACAGUUAUAUAUACACUCUUUUACAGCAUUUUUUUCUUUCCUUUUUUGGUGAUUUAAUGCCGCCUACAGCCAACUUUCAAAACCUAUUUAAAAGCAAUCAUGUUUAUCAUUUGACACAGCUGAUUUAAUUGAGUUUUGAGGCUAACACCAACAAAAAUCACCUUUGACAACAUUAGUGAGCUGUGAAUCAAUCUGAAUUAAUUUACAUAUGUAACAGACUUUAAAGUAUGCACAUCGGAGCAAUUUUUUUUCUUUUUUUUUCAGCUAAAAUGCAUCUGUAUCUCCUGAUGCUAUGGCCAUUACUUUACAGAAACAGAAAUAAGACAACCAUAGACUUUCAUCUUAUGGUACAAAGGAACAGUUCUUUUCUGAAGACAAUGCAGAAGUAUUUAUCAUUUUAUUAAAAUGCUAAAAAAUACUCUGGUCUCCCCAUGAAAAACCUAAUGGUACUGUUUCAGCUCUUUAUUAAUCAGUUUGUGAAUCGAAAGAAUAACCAUAGUAACUUAAGAUGCAUCAAAUGAACCGUUUGUGAAAAAAGAGGAAAAACAAGAAUAAUUUAAAAGCAAUAAUAACAUAGUGGGCCAAAUCAUAUCAUGGACAGGGUGUUCUGUGAAUUAGUUUGACUGCUGAUCCUUUUCACAGGGUCAGUAUCAUUCCUGUGUAAACAUGGUCAGUGUUUCAUAUGAACCUUGAACUGGUUUACUUACAGUAUAUGAAAUACAACUUUGUUAAUCUCACAAGGUACACUUGCAGAUUUCCUGGUGUGAUGUGUCAAAAUAUCCGCUGUCAAAGGUUAUAAGAAGGUUUAGGCUGGAUAAUUUUUCCUGCUGUUGGCACUUUAAAUCACUCGCUUCUCUGAAAAGAAAAGCUUGUGCUGCCUCGGGCCAAGUUUAUCUCCUUUUUAUAUCAGAACUUAAAAUUUAAAUUAACAAUGUAAGUAGUUUUGUAAGCCAUAAUGAUAGGAUGUGAUCUUGUAGAGUGCAUGUUUUCAGGCCUUACGUGGUUUAUUUUUAAGAUGGGGUUCUUAUUUAUUACUUUCAUACUUUUAGAAUGCUAACUUUUAGUCUUUGAAACCAAACAGUGAGACAUUUCUGUACUAUUGUCAAAUAUGUUAGGGGGGGUUAAGAGCAGAGAUCUCUGCAUACUUGUGCUUUUAUCAAUGCAUGCUUCCUAGAAACUUUUGUCUGCUACAUUCAUAUCAGUUUUUAGAGUGUGGAGAUAGUGUAGCAGCUGAUUCGUUAUGACUACAACCUUUUGUUACCUUUACCUUAGAAGCCAACAACUUUCAACAACAGGCAAUAUUGCUAAGUACAAGAACAAACAUGAUUACAUUUUAAUUGAGCCACACCUCAUUAAAUAAUAAGCGUAUGUGAUUACAAACAUGUUGGCCUUGUGUCAAUUAAAUUGAACAAACAAAGAAAGCUGCAGUGAGUUGUAAGCCUGGCUGGGCCAUCCAUUUGCGUGAAUCACUUGCCGUUCCUUCCCACAACAAGGGAAGGAAUGGCAAGUGAUUCACGUAACUGGAUGGCCCAGCCAGGCUAGUGAGUUGUUGCCUUUGCUAAGCUUUAAGAAUAGUUUGUGUUGUUAAAAACACACAUUUAAAAAGAAGUUUAGCUGUUUGAUUGUGGCCUGAACAUCCUUCCAUUUUAUGGCCCAAUCUCCACUCCUGAACGAAUGUUUAAGCAUUGUUUUUGAUUUUUUAAUUUAUUUUUUCUUUGUUUUUUAAAGUGGGUUGGAGUCUUUUCCAUGUAUAAUUGUUGAAAUUAAACUUAUCUAAAUGACUUUCUGUGGUCGGGGAUGAAAAAAACUUUGUAGCAUUGAGUAAAAUAACUGACAUUUUUCUUUUGAAUUUUUUAAUUUCUGUGAAUCAUUGUCUGGAAUUCAAAGUGAUGCCAUAUUAAUCCAGUGAGAAUAUCAUUUCAGAAUGAUUCAUGAACAUUUAUGAUUUGAUUGUGGAUGAUUUGUCAUAUUUUGUUUUGGUAGUUGGGAAAUCGAGGCCAUGACAUAAAGGGAGACUGAUUUAUUCUGUCAAUUGUAACAAGAUAAGUUUUUCUUUAGAAAUCUGUUCAAUAAAUGGUAUUUUUCUUAUGAA